AGCUCUAGUUCCGGACGCGGCUGCAGCCGCCGCCGCCGCCACCACCACCUGUCACCUUAGCUCCGGCACCAGCAGCAGGUCUCUUCCCCCCCACCCCCGCCCCUGCCUGUCUUCUCGUCCCAGCCUGCUUCUCGUCUUGUCCCGUCUCCGCCUCUCUCUUGUCCCCUACAUGGAUCUGGUCGGGGUGGCUUCACCUGAGCCCGGGCCCGCGGCAGCCGCCGCCGCCGCCGCCUGGGGACCCAGCAAGUGCCCAUGGGCUGCCCCUCGGAACACCAUCUCCUGUUCUUUGGCUGACGUGAUGAGUGAAGAGCUGGCCAAAGAGCUGCAGCUGGAAGAGGAGGCCGCUGCCUUUCCCGACGUUGUUGUUGCUGAAGGACCAUUUAUUUCUGGAGAAAACAGUGACACUUCCAGCGACCUAAUGCUGGCUCAGAUGCUACAGAUGGAAUUUGACAGAGAAUAUGAUGCACAGCUUAGGCGUGAAGAAAAAAAAUUCAAUGGCGAUAGCAAAGUCUCUAUUUCCUUUGAAAAUUACCGAAAACUGCAUCCUUUUGAAGACAGUGAUAGCUCUGAAGAUGAGGUGGACUGGCAGGAUACUCGUGAUGACCCCUAUAGACCAGCAAAACCAGUUCCUACUCCUAAAAAGGGCUUUAUUGGAAAAGGAAAAGACAUAACCACCAAACAUGAUGAAGUAGUAUGUGGGAGAAAGAAUACAGCAAGAAUGGAAAAUUUUGCACCUGGGUUUCAGGUAGGAGAUGGAAUUGGAAUGGAUUUGAAACUCUCGAACCAUGUUUUCAAUGCUUUAAAACAACAUGCCUACUCAGAAGAGCGACGGAGUGCCCGCCUGCAUGAGAAGAAGGAGCAUUCCACUGCUGAAAAAGCCGUUGAUCCUAAGACACGCUUACUUAUGUAUAAGAUGGUCAACUCUGGAAUGCUGGAGACAAUCACUGGCUGCAUUAGUACAGGAAAGGAGUCUGUUGUCUUUCAUGCAUAUGGAGGGAGCAUGGAGGAUGAAAAGGAAGAUAGUAAAUCUAUACCUACAGAAUGUGCCAUCAAGGUAUUUAAAACAACCCUUAAUGAAUUUAAGAAUCGUGACAAAUACAUUAAAGAUGACUUCAGGUUUAAAGAUCGCUUCAGUAAACUAAACCCGCGUAAGAUCAUCCGCAUGUGGGCAGAAAAAGAAAUGCACAAUCUUACAAGAAUGCAGAGAGCUGGAAUUCCUUGUCCAACAGUUGUACUGCUCAAGAAGCACAUUUUAGUUAUGUCUUUUAUUGGCCAUGAUCAAGUUCCAGCCCCUAAAUUAAAAGAAGUAAAGCUUAGUAGUGAAGAAAUGAAAGACGCCUACUAUCAGACUCUUCAUUUGAUGCAGAAGCUGUACAAUGAAUGUACCCUUGUCCAUGCUGACCUCAGUGAAUAUAACAUGCUGUGGCAUGCUGGGAAGGUCUGGUUGAUUGAUGUCAGUCAGUCAGUAGAACCAACCCAUCCUCACGGCCUGGAGUUCUUAUUCCGAGACUGUAGGAACGUGUCACAGUUUUUCCAGAAAGGAGGAGUCAGGGAAGCCCUUGGUGAACGGGAGCUCUUCAAUGCCGUUUCUGGCUUGAACAUCUCCGCAGAUAACGAAGCCGACUUCUUAGCCGAGAUCGAGGCUCUGGAGAAAAUGAAUGAAGAUCACGUUCAGAAGAACGGGAGGAAGGCGGCCUCGUUUCUGAGGGAUGACGGUGGUCCGCCCGUGCUGUCUGCUGAGUAGCACCAGCGCCACUGCCGUCCCUGUCAACGCAGCGCCGCUGUCAGCGCCAGGAGCAGCAGCGAGUGAAGCGCGGGCGACUGGAAAUGCGCGCCGGAGGAGUGAGCCACGGUGCUUCUGUGCGUCCCCUGUAACCCACGUGCCGGAUGUGUGGAAUUUGUAGCUCGGCAUCGAGAGAAUAAAAUGUCACUACCUCUCAUCUUAUGAACAGGAUAUCACAAUUCUUUUACAGGCAUAGGUAGCUAGCUGAAGGAGACUGAAUUUUAGUUAACUCAUGGUUUAAAGUGUCUUGGUGAGACUGUCUCAAGCUUAGGUAACAUUUCCAAACACGGAGCCAAGGGCAGGCGUGUUUGCAUGCUGGGUGGGGUGACCGCGCUCUGCUCCUCUCCCCUCCCUGGAGUCUGGCCACCCUCCUGCAGCCCUCUGCCCUGCCCUUCGCCCGUCUCGUGUGUGCUUCAGAGUGCAGCCGUGAUCCUGAAGGGAAGUUGCUUCGCAGUGGAUGUGCAAAUGGGAAUCUGGCUUCAGAAUGGAUAAUGGAGGAAGACAUAAGCAAGGUAGACUUUAUUGACACAUCAUGAGAAAGAAUGGAAUUUUGUUGUUCCAAUGCUCAUGCCCAGGCAGGACAUAAGUUUCUGAAAGAACUUCUUAAUUCAGUUUAACUUUCAAAAUUUAACUUUCAGUGUUUCUCCAUAUAAGUUAAAUGGGUAGAAUAUAACUUACCUACAGUUAAGAUAAAAAUGUAAAUUAUAUGGAAAAACAGAAUGUUUAAUAUAGGUUUGGCAUAUUAUAAUGAAGUCAAUGAGACAGGCUUCAGUUUACAUUUCACUAAAACUGUAUACAUAUUGAUUAUUGAUUUGUUUGGAGAGAGAGCACCUUGGGUACCAAAUUAACCAGCUCACUGGAGCCAUCUGGCCUCGUUUCUGAUAGUCCUUGGGGCUGGUUGGGCAUUAUAAAACGCCAGCACUGUACUGGAGAGGUUCUCUGGCUGUGCUGGGACUGAACUUCACUGACAAGAUAACCAUCCCUCCAUCCCUCCGGUACUGAAGUCAGACUGCAACCACUAUAGACCCAGACUUUCUGUAAGGUAGUAGAAAGUAAUCUAAACAUGGUUUACAUUUGAAAGCUUUUAACAUUAUUUUUAAUGCCAAAAACAUUCUUUCUAGACAAAUACUUAUUUUUGUUUCUGUUCUAUUUUGCUUUUAGCUGCAUUUCAAAGAGGUGUGAUCUUGGGUAGACUCAUUUUAUGCCUGGAAUGUCUACUAAUCUGAAACAAAGAUUUAAAUGACUGGUAAUUUCUGGCUUUAUAGGAAUUUCAAUGAACUAAUUUUUAAAGCAUUCAUGUAAAUCUUUUUUUGUUUUUUUGGACAUAACUCUGACAAAAAGCAGCAAACCAUUGCUUGAGUGUGCUGUGUUCAUGCCUUUUAAGAAAUUAAAAAUGAAGAGAUCAUUUUA
Messenger RNA from Jaculus jaculus (lesser Egyptian jerboa), 3193 nucleotides. It is a transcript of the gene Riok3, whose product is annotated as RIO kinase 3. NCBI's taxonomy places the organism in Eukaryota, Metazoa, Chordata, Mammalia, Rodentia, Dipodidae. The record is from RefSeq and is a predicted model, not a curated record. The transcript has 13 exons. Bases 170 to 1744 code for a protein of 524 amino acids. Gene Ontology annotation, cellular component: preribosome, small subunit precursor; cytosol. Gene Ontology annotation, biological process: protein phosphorylation; maturation of SSU-rRNA. Gene Ontology annotation, molecular function: ATP binding; protein serine/threonine kinase activity.